Branchiostoma floridae (Florida lancelet) is the source of this 1561-nucleotide messenger RNA. Its product is annotated as doublesex- and mab-3-related transcription factor A2-like. Gene Ontology annotation, biological process: regulation of transcription by RNA polymerase II; sex differentiation. Gene Ontology annotation, cellular component: nucleus. Lineage: Eukaryota; Metazoa; Chordata; Leptocardii; Amphioxiformes; Branchiostomatidae. Gene Ontology annotation, molecular function: RNA polymerase II cis-regulatory region sequence-specific DNA binding; DNA-binding transcription factor activity, RNA polymerase II-specific. Bases 73 to 1539 code for a protein of 488 amino acids. The transcript is spliced from 2 exons. The record is from RefSeq and is a predicted model, not a curated record.
UUUCUUGCUGCCAGGUUUUGUAAUAAAGCGCGACCAUAACGUUUCGUCCUCAUUCUCCCGAGUACCCGAGCCAUGAGUGGACCUGAGAAGAGGGAGUACACGUGCAAACGUUGCAGGGUUCAUGGAGUCAUCGUGGCCGUAAAAGGACACAAGCGGCAGUGCCCCUGGAAGCACUGCCAGUGUCCUGGCUGUCAACAAGUCACAUUGUACCGUCAGGAACAUGCCAGUGAGAUCAACGCGAGGAGAGGGGGAUCCGACAUAUCUGCGGCCGACGUGAUCAACAUCGCAAACGUUGGCCGCAGCAGUGGCGCUACCAAGGCAACCAGCACCUCGGCCAAGCGCAGGGAGAAACAGGUGGUGCGGGGAAUACGGAACCAGAAGUUCUACGAGGACCUAAACACAAAGAUGGCCAACUACGCAAGUCACGCACCAGGGCAGCCUCCGCUGGCGCACAUCCGGAAGGCCAUUGUAGAAAAUUGGGCUGAAACAUCUGGUAAGAAGAGAUCCCGCAGUACGUACACGUAUGCAGAUACGUGUAUGUACAAGGGCUACAACCCCCGACGGGAGGAAGCAGUAGCAGGCCCAUCGUCCGAGUCUGCUCCCUUUCAGGAGUCAGACUCAGAGUCAGAGAGCCGACAGAUGCCUCCACCCUCUAGCUCUGACCAAGCGGAGUUGGACUUGGACAGCGACGUCAGCAUCCUAGCAGACAUGUUUCCUGGGGCCAGAGAGAACCUGGGCCUGGCAGUUCUCAGGGACAUAAGGAAUGCGACUCCCAACAUGGAGCAGGCAGUGGACCAGCUGAUCGCGAUCCUGGAUGUCCCUACCGGAUCCUCGCCGCCCGGCGCCACGGCCACACGAACGACCCCACCCAGGCUGGCAAAGCUCGCCGUCAUGUUCCCAAAGGUCGACUCUGAUGUACUAAAGGCAGUCGUCAACAGAGCGAAGGACACGCCCACAGCCAUCGGGAAAGUUCUGGCGCUGUACUCCCCGCCCGACGCGUCCCAGCAAAUCGGGCCUACACCAAGGGCAGAGCCACCCCGCGCCAAGCGCCGACGGGCCCUCUACUUCUCUAACCACCUCUCCCCAGGCCCUGACGCAGGACCCGUCGCCGGCGGCUCGGUGCAGUACACCCCUCGUAACCACCCGCCACAGAAGUUCAAGUCACCUGACGAAGGACCCGUCGCCAGCAGCUCGGUGCAGUGCACGCCUCGUAACCUCCAGCCACAGAAGUUCAAGUCCCCUGGCGCAGGACCCGUCGCUGGCAGCUCGGUGCUUUACACGCCUGGUAACUGCACUCCGCAGAAGCAGUCGUACCAACUUCUGAACUUCAACAAAGGCGUGGACGUUGCGGAACAGGGAGCAGCACAGGCUGAGCACGAGUCUGGAGGAGGGCGGUACACCAUUCAGGGAGCGGACAGGAGAACACCAGUAAAGAAAAGGGUCGUAGGCUGCAAGAUUUGCUGGGCGCCUGUCGACAGAAGCCACAAGUACUGUCCGGCAUGUGGCAACAUGUUGUCUAACACAGACGAGCGGUUUUAAGGAAUAUGUGCCUUCGUAAAGU